UUUUGGGUGAGAGAUUGCAGGACACAAACGAGUGUGUGAGAGAGAAGAAGACAAUCGUCAAGUGUUGUUAUUGGUGGUGAAGUUAUAAGAAUUCGACGAAAGGCUGAAGACCAGUAUAGGAAGAAGUUGAUCAUUUUGUGAACAUGGAUCCUAAUCAUACCGACGAUCUAUUAAACCAUUUGGAGAAGCAAAAUGAAUUGCUCACAGAAACUCGUAAAACCAUGACUCAAGAACUUCAAAAACUCGAGGUGGAAGAAGAGAUGAUGAUGCGGAAAUUCUAUGAGCUAAUGUCUACACAUCGCUUAAAUAAGAAGAAAACGAAGGAGACUCAAAAUGUGUCACAAGGUAAAGAAAUAGUGGAAGUGGAAGCGGAAGCCGAAGAUACUUCCAGUACAUCGAGGGAGUUAAUCGUAUAUGUGAGAAAAAGGAAAAAGAAUCAAAAGCCAACACAAUGAAGAUUUCCAUGUCUCUGUUUAAGUGAUGGAACAAUAUCAGCUUCUUCUUUCAGCAACAACUAAAUUCUACGAACUGAAUUUAUCAAGAUUGUUUUUUUUGGUUCAUUGAUCUUUAAGUUGUUUUUGAGUGAUGAAAAUCGUUUCAAUUGCUCGAUAGUCGAUACAAGUAGUCAUAUGAACCUUGUAAGAUGUUCUUGGUGUCAUUAGAGUUUCAUCUGAUCCUAUGUGAGACUAUAAUUAAUAAUAUGUAAUCGUGAACCAAGGAGAAGAAUUGUGAGAUAUAUGAAUACCACAUCCAUGUAAA
Arabidopsis lyrata subsp. lyrata is the source of this 759-nucleotide messenger RNA. RefSeq lists its product as uncharacterized. The transcript is spliced from 5 exons. The record is from RefSeq and is a predicted model, not a curated record. Lineage: Eukaryota; Viridiplantae; Streptophyta; Magnoliopsida; Brassicales; Brassicaceae. Bases 144 to 455 code for a protein of 103 amino acids.